AGAGACCUAGAAGCAAGUGAGCUCACAAACAUGCUUAGCACUACCGACCCCAUCGUCACAGUCGUCAGUAGCAGCAGUGACGGACCAGAACUGCGACCACAUCUCCAUAUUCAUGAAAAGCUGCUCUUCGCAUCGUCUCCUAUUCUGAAGAAACUCACUGAACCAACGGUCGGUGUUGCAACCCGCAUUCAAAUCUCAAGACUUGAAUUGAAUCUGCCCUUUCAAGGUCUCCGCAACCUAUCUCACUGGCUAUACCAUCGUGAAGCACCGAUCAAGGCGUCCGAAGAUAUUGUCGACAACAAGAUAUCGAGCCAGCUUAUUGGCCUGAUACACGGCUACAAUGUUGGGGAGAGGCUCCAGAUUGUGGAUUUUGCAGAUGUCUGCACCAGUAGCCUGCUUGGUCUACUCGACGAAAAGGGUGAUCUGACAUCGUUGGUGAGAUUAAUGCCAGCAAUCGCGAGCUACACUCGACCUGGCUCCAGAAUUCGCAAACUCAUUGUAGACUGGAUCGUGACAGCAGAAGACGAAUCGAAGCAUGCGGUGGAUAAUAGUGUAUGGCAGGCCUUCAUGUCUGAUCAGAAUUUCUGCAGCAUGCUCCUCGAUGCCUUUUACAAACGCAAGUUGGAGCAUCAGGUGUGCUUGCGUCAUGUCGAGCGUCUGCAUAAAUUGACGCCAUGCGUGUAUCAUUGGCAUGUGGAGCUGGGCAGACCAUGUUAUCUUACGCUCAAUGCGCAUGACAAUGCUAAUGGCGCAGCGCAGAUGCUGCGGAAUGGCCAGCAGUCAUGCGAGACCAAGGGUGCUGUGGCGAGCGACAGCGGCGAACCAAAGGAUAGCGGUGGAAGGGCAUUCGUCAAAGUGUAGCUUGAUUGCGAGCAUAGACAGCCAUUUCCAGGUACAAGAUCGAUUUGUCAGGUUCUGGUUGAAACAUCCACGUUGUGAAGGGGUUGCAAAUUGAGCCAGGUUCUGCAUAGCUGCAACGCUUGGUCGUACUUCCACACGCCUGAACUGCUGGCACAGACCUGACUGUUGGCUCAAAUACCCCAGUGAACUGAGGGCCUUCGCUUUCCCAUAGCGGAUCAUCCAGUGAGGAAUGUGAAUAUCGCUCACAGAAGCUGCGCUGAUUGUGCCGUUCUCAAUGUUU
Messenger RNA from Cercospora beticola, 1141 nucleotides. RefSeq lists its product as uncharacterized. Lineage: Eukaryota; Fungi; Ascomycota; Dothideomycetes; Mycosphaerellales; Mycosphaerellaceae. The record is from RefSeq and is a predicted model, not a curated record.